AUGUAUUUGGAAGUUAUAGAAUGCUUACAUCACGUCAAUAAAUCGAUAUAUGGUGUGCCUGCUAUUGUGGUUUUCAUUGCAUCAAAUGUCGCUGAUAUCAUUAUGACUAUAUACGGACAAUUAUUGUUUCCUAGAGAUUAUAUGAAUGAUUCUUCUUUGGUUUUUUCUUCCAUAUGCUUGUUAACGAAAAUAUUCAAUGUUCUAAUCUUAUACAUGAUUGGUGACUCUACGGAAAAAGAGGUAAAUCGGAUGAGUCUUGUCUUACAUCAACGAUCCGUCAUAGAAAAAAACCCUAGGAUUAAACGUCAGAUCAAGUUUUUUUUACUACGCAGAAAACACGAACACUACCAUUUCAAGCUGUAUGGAAUGUGUCAUAUUAAUAUAAGACAACUAUUUGGUUUAUCAAGCAAAGCAAUUGGUUAUUUAGUAACUCAAAUUUUGUUCAAAUUGAAUAAAUAA
Acyrthosiphon pisum (pea aphid) is the source of this 459-nucleotide messenger RNA. RefSeq lists its product as uncharacterized. Bases 1 to 459 code for a protein of 152 amino acids. The transcript has 3 exons. Gene Ontology annotation, cellular component: membrane. Gene Ontology annotation, biological process: sensory perception of taste. Lineage: Eukaryota; Metazoa; Arthropoda; Insecta; Hemiptera; Aphididae. The record is from RefSeq and is a predicted model, not a curated record.